CGGCCGGUGAGCAGACCCAAAUUCACAUCAGGCUCCUCGCGCCGAGCAGCCGUGGGUGGCGCGUGCAGUACCCGGCGGCGGCGAUGGUGAUGCAGCAGCAGAUGAUGGCGGCGCCGCCGCCGCCGCAGUACGCGGCGCACUUCAUUACCUACCCAGCCCCGCCACUCAGAUGGCGACGGGCGGCGGCCGCCGUUGGCGGCGGCGCGCAACAGGGCUCGUCGGAGAAUAAGACGAUCUGGGUUGGAGAUCUCCAUUACUGGAUGGACGAGAAUUAUCUCCAUAGCUGUUUUGGACACACUGGGGAGGUGUUGAAUAUAAAAGUUAUACGAAAUAAACAAACUGGACAGUCCGAGGGAUAUGGGUUUGUUGAAUUCUAUACUCAUACAGCCGCUGAAAAGGUACUACAUACCUUCAGUGGACACAUAAUGCCGAACACAGAUCAGCCUUUUCGCUUAAAUUGGGCUUCAUUUAGCAUGGGUGAUAGACGAACAGAUGCUGCUUCUGAUCAUUCUAUAUUUGUAGGAGACCUAGCUGCUGAUGUUACAGAUUCUAUGUUACAAGAAACUUUUGCUAGUAGAUAUCCAUCUGUGAAAGGUGCAAAAGUGGUUAUUGAUUCAACUACAGGCCGUUCAAAAGGCUAUGGAUUUGUCAGAUUUGGAAAUGAUAACGAGAAAACACAAGCCAUGACUGAAAUGAAUGGUGUGUAUUGCUCUAGUAGGCCUAUGCGCAUUGGUGCUGCAACUCCGAGAAAGUCAGGUGGUUUUGGAUCUAAUGGUUCAUCUGGACAAGGUUUUCAAUCAGAUGGGGAUUCAACCAACACAACAGUUUUUGUUGGAGGACUUGACCCGAGUGUCAGCGAAGAUGAUCUGAAGCAAUCCUUUUCACAGUAUGGUGAAAUCGCAUCAGUGAAGAUCCCAGUUGGAAAACAGUGUGGUUUUGUACAAUUUGUUCAGAGGAACAAUGCUGAAGAGGCACUACAGGGAUUGAAUGGCACUGUCAUAGGAAAGCAGACUGUUCGCCUCUCUUGGGGUCGCAACCCUGCAAACAAACAGAGAGUGGAUGUUAGCAAUCAGUGGAAUGGCAUUUAUUACGGAGGGCAAGUCUACAACGGGUACGGCUUUGCAGUGCCACCUCAAGAUCCAAGCAUGUAUGCUGCAGCUUAUGGAGCUUAUCCUAUCUAUGGAAACCAGCAACAAGUGAGCUAAAUGAGAAGAUAUAGUAAUCCAUCCCCACUGGAAUCGGCAUUUAAUUGGUAGUGGAGUGACUGAUAAACUUUAGGCAGUCAAGCAGAGGUAGCUACAGUCUGAAUGGUAAUGUAGAACAUAAGCAAGGCGCUGAACUCCUAUAGUACCGUUCACCAUAAGUCUGAUGGUGGUCUUAGAUUGUUUUAUUUAUUUCUAUAAAUUUUGACUGGAUGUUAAAGAAGAUUUUGUUUGACGUUAUAUAUAUCGUUUUUGUGUGCUGGCAAUGUUGGUUUUUGUGAA
This is a messenger RNA of Asparagus officinalis (garden asparagus), 1484 nucleotides long. RefSeq names its product polyadenylate-binding protein RBP47-like. Gene Ontology annotation, cellular component: cytosol. Gene Ontology annotation, molecular function: mRNA binding. Lineage: Eukaryota; Viridiplantae; Streptophyta; Magnoliopsida; Asparagales; Asparagaceae. The record is from RefSeq and is a predicted model, not a curated record.